GGGCGGGGAUCACUGAGAAAGCGGUGCAGGUCUGCGGCACGAGCGCAGGAACCGAAGGGGGCGUCAACUCUCAAGGCAAAAAAACAACAACAAACAAACCGAUAAAACUUUUAUUUUACGCAACAGCAGCAGCCAGAACGGCGUCACACCGGUGCCAGCUCUCUCACCUCUUUUAUCGCCUGAAUUAAAAGCUGUCUUGCUCCCCAAAUGGCCAGCCCUGGUUCGGAUGCUAGACGGCAGCAACAUCAUCCGCACAGCGAGGCCGCCCCCGAACCGGCUGUGCGCGAGGCCCGGAAAUGGAUAGAGGCAGUCACUGGCAGAAGUUUCGGUGAGGACUUCAGAGGCAGCCUGGACAACGGAAUCCUGUUGUGCGAGUUGCUCAGUUCGAUUAAGCCUGUCCUUGUAAAGAAGAUCAACAGGUUGCCUACUCCUCUAGCUGGGCAAGACAACUUGGCACUCUUUUUGAAAGGCUGUGAGGAGUUGGGAUUGAAAGGCUCUCAGCUGUUUGACCCAGGAGAUCUACAGGACACACGCACCACCCGAGGCUCAGACUGCAACAAGAGGCUGAAAAAUGUUCUGAUUACAAUCUAUUGGCUGGGCCGGGCAGCCAAUAGCAGUGCCACAUAUAACGGGCCCACUCUGGAUCUAAGUGAGUUUGAAGGGCUGCUCUCACAGAUGCGAAAGGAGGUAGAGGACUGGGACAGCCCAAAGCGCAGCAUUAGGGAUAGUGGUUACAUCGAUUGCUGGGAGUCAGAGCGCAGUGACUCUCUGUCGCCGCCCAGGCACACCAGAGACGACUCUUUUGACAGUCUGGACUCCAUCGGCUCUCGCUCACGCCACACGCCCUCUCCGGAUGGCCUGUUUGCUCGCAGCUCCAGCGAUGGCCGUGGCAGCGACUCGGAGUGUGACAUCCCUUACAGGAAGCUACCGGAUAUGCGGCGAGAUGACAUGCUGAUGCGGCGAACAUCAUACAGUGAACCGCGUACCGCAGUGCCCUUUAAUCAGUACCUGCCUAACAAAAGCAACCAGUCAUCAUAUGUGCCCAUUCCUUUGCGUAGACAGCGCACAGAGCGCGAGGAGAGCUGCAAGAGCUGGAGCAGUGCCACCUCACCGAUAGGAGGAGAGAGAUCUUUCAGAUUUGGCUGCAGUGAUAGUGUAUUUGAUGACCCUGAGAGUGUGAGUAUGAUUGACGUGAGGACUGAGGAUGACGGCCUGCUCUCUCCUCACAGUCAGGUUCGACACGAGCUGAUGCACGGCCAGUAUAACAGGAUAAAGGAGGAGGACAGCCAGUGGCAGGAUGACCUGGCACGGUGGAAGAGUCGCAGGAGAAGUGUGUCUCAAGACCUGAUAAAGAAAGAGGAAGAGAGAAAGACGGUGGAAAGACUGCUGGGCCGAGUUGAAGGCACGCAGAGGCGGAAGAGCUUUAAGACCUACAGGGAGAUAGUGGAAGACAAGGAGCGUCGUGAGCGAGAACUUCAUGAGACUUACCUGAAAGCUCGAACUCCAGAGGAGGCAGCUGCUGUACUACAUCACUACGCCCAGCGCUUCAGUAUCAGCGAAACAGUGCUGGAGCACCUCAAACUACCCCGUGUUCUCGAGCGUAGUAUCUCUGCUGACCCCACGCACUCUAUAUCUUCCUCCAAUGACCCCGUCUUCACCUCUUCUUCCUCCUCAUCCUCCAAUCCACUGCAGUACCUUCGUCAGCAAUCCCUGCCUGCACAAAAGUUCACCACAACUGUGGAGGCCCAGGUGGCAGGAUACAGGGCAGAUCAUGUGGCUGUGGGACGGGAAGGAGGAGGUUCAGGGGCAACUCUUUCAAGCAGGAACAUCCCAUUACUUAGUGCCAAAACUUUCAGCCAUGACAGAGCAGCCAAGCGGGAUGAAAUGGAGCGAGUUAAUGGAGAAACGGACAACGACCACAAUCCCGAAGACAAGCAAGAAUGGGGGAAUAAAACAGAAAGGAAAAAUGAUGCUGAAAAAGAGCACACUGGAGAUUUGUCUUCUUUGCUGUUUUAUCCAUCUCCUUCCCAGAACGUUGACUCUGACAUUACAGAAAUAGAGGCGUCGAGCUGUCUGUCCUCAGACAAACAAGCAGUCUCACACACGCCCGCACACACUCUGGACGUAGACACAGCAGACUCCGAGUCAGUAGAGGAGAGUAGCUUGGUGCCAGGAUCUGAGAGACAGGAAAAAGAGGACACACAGCAAGAAGAAACAUUUAGUCGGCCCACCUUCUUACCUAUGCAGUCACAGCCUGAAGAAGAGGCAGUUCCUCUAGUCGAGGGUAUACCUUCAACACAAAAACAAAAGGAGCACCAAGCAGAAGAGAAUGAGAGCUGUCCAGAAGAGCCUCCAGUGGAGACCACUGACUCCGUAGCAGUCAGUCCAACUCAACUCGGCCCACAAGCCUCAACUCUCAUAAACACUACUGAUAACCAGGCCAGUAAACCAAUCCUGGAACCCUCAGAUAGAAGUGCAAACCCACCAGCCCCAUCCAGUCUAGAACACACAACACCCAAAUUUGUCCCUGGACUCCCUGUAACAGAGCUGGCCAACAGUGCCCAGCUAGCAAGGUUGUCUAGUAACCCUAAGUUACGCUGGGACUUCUUCACUUCACCAGAACCUGUCGAGAAACAUCAUGGAAAUGUGGCUCCUAUGGGUUUGAAUCUGGUGAAGCGGGGUGAGCACUUUUCAUGGGAUCCCGAAGAAGAGCGAAAACGGCAAGAAAAAUGGCAGCAAGAGCAGGAACGCAUGCUUCAGGAGAAGUACCAGCGUGAGCAGCAGAGGCUGAAGCAGGAGUGGGAGAGAGCCCAGAAGGAAGUGGAGGAGGAAGAGAGAAGAUACCACGAAGAGGAGCGUAAGAUUCUUGAAGAAACAGUGGCUCCUCUGACGCCCAACUCUCCUCUGCCAUCCUCUCCCUGUUAUAAGAAAUCUGCUCUCACACAGAAAAACAUUGUUCAUGACUGGGAACACAAGCAAAUGCAGUUAGAGAAACAGAUGAUGGAAACUUUGGAGAAUGGGAGGCAAAUGGAAAAUAGGAGGAAAGAACCAACAAGGACAAACAGUUCUCCAAUGCCAAGCUAUGACCAGUUACUGGGCCAGACUAAUGGACAACGUGGAGGAGGAGCAGUGGGGCAUAACAAGGUUCCUGAACACCCCUAUACCAGUCAGGAUGCCUCAUGGAGCAGCAAGCAGAUUCAGCAGCAUGCUUCAUCACAGCCCUGGCAAAAGGCUGCUCCUCAGGACAGUAACAAAAAUAUCCAACCAGCGCCUGGUAGUCGUAGAAGGUCUGGUUCCAUUGAAAAUGCUGGUGCAAAGUCAUCACAGUCAAUCUCACACACAGACACACAACCUCCAUCACCAAACAGAUCUGUGAGUGGGAAGAAGCUGUGUUCAAGUUGUGGUCAUCCACUUGGUAAAGGAGCAGCAAUGAUUAUUGAGACUCUCAGCCUUUACUUCCACAUCCAGUGCUUUAAGUGUGGGGUCUGUAAGGGACAGCUAGGUGACACCUCUACAGGAACAGAUGUAAGGAUCAGGAACGGUCUGCUCAACUGUCAUCAGUGCUACAUCCGCUCUCGCUCUGCUGGUCAGCCCACCAACUUGUGAGCAGGUAUUAUGAUUUGGGAAAACCUAAACAACCCAUCACAGCUUCUAAAAAUCAUCCAGUGCUUGUUGGGCUAUUCGCAUCUUCACCCUCACUGAGACCAAUGCAAGAUUUCCAAGUCAAGGCUAAUUUGCUAUUUUAUAUAUCUUCUGAUAAGUGUGUCAAAAGCCUGGUGCUUUUUUCAAGGAAGAAAUAAUCAAUGUCCACCCAGCUGGUCAAUAAAGUUCUGCAAAUGGUAGACCUUUUAGAAAACAGAUGGGUUUUAAAUUAAUACAGAACAUUCCACUCACGCUCACACUAAAACCAGCACACUAUAGAUAAAAGUCUGCUGGUAAAUCAAUGAGAUGCCUAUCAUCAUUUUUGGAUGUUGAAAAGAAUCACAAAUCUAACGUCUUUGAAUGUUUUAUCCAUCACUAUGUGAAAAUAUGGUGUAUACCAUUAAAAUCUCUGUGAUUGCAAUGUUUAUCUUGAUUAUGCAGGAUUUACUUGGUGCAGUGGUAAUCCAGUCUGUACUAGUUGGGUGCCUAUUUAUGGAAAAUACCAUGAAGAAAAUGUAAGCCAGUGCAAACUGUUGAAAAUACAGAAGAAAAAAACACCAACAUUAGCACACCAUUUUUUAAAAUCCUUCCAUGUCAGUAAAAAAUGAGGAUUUAGAGCUGGUUUAUCUAAUCUGAAUCAUGCUUCACCUCUGAUGCUGCUCCUCCUUCAUCUUCUAUCAUGGUCUUCAUAAUGGCGGGAAGCUGGCCAUAAUUAUAGCUGGGAAGCAGACCAUAAUCGUGGCUGCACCUGAUCGAUAGACAUCCAUUUCCCCCUUUGCAUUUCCUGGGCUGAAGGGGAAAAUUGUCCUCAUGUACCAAGUAAAGGUUUCGUAGUUUCGACUGAUUAAGUAAAGCUCAUGUAUACCAACUGCUUUUGUGGUGACAAAAGCAAUUACAUAUGUCUUAAGGUCAUUUUAAGAUAAUUUUGGUUUAUUAGUGGAAGGUAUAUUAAUGCAUUGAAACAAUGUGCCUUAGAAUGAAUGAUUGCACAAAAAGCAGCUUGAGAUAUCAAAUCCAAAGGCCUUUGUCUUUAGACAGGACAAAGUAACAUUUUUUGGCCACAGAGAAGGAACAUUUAAGAGGGAAAUUUAAAAAACAAAAUAUCUUUUUCUGCUCUCUGCAUAUUGCAAUGUGUAACCCCUGUUCUCUCAAAAAUAAAGGUUUCAAGGGUGUACUUUUCCUUUGUCUGGAAUGGUAAUAUAAAGAGCACUGAUUUUUUUUUUUUUUUACCUUCAGUAACUUUCAAUGGGACACAUGAAUAUAUUAUGCUUAAUAAUAUCUAAUAACACCAUAUAAAACAUAAUUUGACUGUUGUAAAUUUCAUACUCCUUUCCACUUCAAAGAUAACAUAUUAAUGUACAAAAUAAUGUACUUUUGACUGUUCCAACCCAAUGACAAGGAAAAGUGAGUUUGGAACCUUUAUUUCUAAGAGUAUACUUUAGACGUAUUUUGUAAACCCGGUGAUCUGUAUAUGAAUGAAUGAAAAAACACCUGAGGGUUUCUGCACACAAAUAGCAACACCAGGCUUAUGUUUAUUUUAGAAACGGUUUAUAAUCUGCCUAGACACCACUCCACUAGCAAUGCUUAGCAUAGCUUUUUCCACGAUAUGUACCUGAACAUAAGGGCAGAAAGCUCAAAAGCUUCAAAAAUCAAUUAAUGUUAAGCUUUUGAGAAUUUUGAUCACUGAACAUUAAAUAUGCUCUCAUAAUUUCUUGUAUAGUCGGUGUUCUGCGCUUUGGCUCUGGAUGUGUAGCUAUUAGUCACAACAGGCAUAGAGGCUACAUACAAAGCAGGUGCAGUUUGAUAUGGUCUAGGAUGAAUGACCUACCUUGGAAAUGCAAUCAAAUCUAAGGUAUAUUUAUUGUUAUCUUCAAAUGUACACUAUCCGAACAUAGAUUACUUUGUUGUUCCAAUGCGAUGGCUUUACAGUAUACUCUAUGUUUUUAAAUAAAACUCCUUAAAAAGAG
This is a messenger RNA of Tachysurus fulvidraco (yellow catfish), 5609 nucleotides long. RefSeq names its product LIM and calponin homology domains 1b (gene limch1b). The transcript is spliced from 28 exons. The record is from RefSeq and is a predicted model, not a curated record. Gene Ontology annotation, molecular function: myosin II head/neck binding. Gene Ontology annotation, biological process: regulation of focal adhesion assembly; positive regulation of stress fiber assembly. Bases 208 to 3606 code for a protein of 1132 amino acids. Gene Ontology annotation, cellular component: stress fiber. NCBI's taxonomy places the organism in Eukaryota, Metazoa, Chordata, Actinopteri, Siluriformes, Bagridae.